CCAACCUCUGAUAUUCCCACCUGCAUCUUACACAAAGAUACAGAAAAAUGGGGUACUCUAGUAACCUUUUACUAUGCAUAUUCUCCACAGCAUUAAUCUUAGCUGCUCAUACCUCCAUAGCCCGGAAAGUCGGUUAUUAUCCCCCUAACCCUCACCAAGACUUCGUCGAUGAACACAACAGAGCUCGGGCAGCAGUUGGUGUCGGUCCGAUCAAAUGGAACGACACUGUAGCAGCCUAUGCUCAGCAGUAUGCCAAUACAAGAGUGAGAGGGUGUGACAUGGAGCACUCAGGAGGGCCUUAUGGUGAGAACUUGGCUGAAGGCUAUGGAGAAAUGACCGGUGCUCAAGCCGUGAAGUUUUGGGUGACUGAGAAACCCAACUAUAACUACGCCUCCAAUAAGUGUGUUGGUGAUGAAUGCGGACAUUAUACUCAGGUGGUUUGGCGCAACUCGAUUCAUCUUGGAUGUGCAAGGGUCAAGUGUGACAAUAAUUGGGUUUUUGUCAUCUGCAGCUAUGAUCCUCCUGGUAACUAUGAGGAUGAACGUCCAUACUAAAAGGAGAAUUUAAGUGAAACCAGUUUAUUGUUGCCGUGACGUCUCAAAUUACUAAUAUAUAUGGAAAACUCAAUAACUCAAGACGCAAGUGACGAUCGAUAAGCUCAUUCUAUAAAGUCACAACAAUUGGAAACAUUUGAUAAAGCUGAAAUUUAUCACGGCGGGCCCGAGCUUCAAACAAUUUUUAGAUGGUGAUGGUUAGAAUAUAUGUAUUAAUUAAUAAUAGUUGGGAAUCAUGUGAAUGAGGGCUUCACUUUUAUAAAACAUGUGAUGAACAAUAUUGAUUAUUUGUCGCAUUACUAUACAAUAUGGUCCACUUUCUAGCGGA
Messenger RNA from Malus domestica (apple), 882 nucleotides. Its product is annotated as pathogenesis-related protein 1-like. Gene Ontology annotation, cellular component: extracellular region. NCBI's taxonomy places the organism in Eukaryota, Viridiplantae, Streptophyta, Magnoliopsida, Rosales, Rosaceae. The record is from RefSeq and is a predicted model, not a curated record.